AUGGACGACGACGAGACCGAGACGCUCUUUGGGGCGCCGCGGCGUCGGAACGAGCCGACGCAUGUGCUCGCGGCGCUGGACGAUGAUGUGGAUCUGCUCGAUGGCGACGACAUGAAGCCGCCGGCCGAUGAUGGCGCGUCGGUGCUGGGCGUGGCGAAGGCGGCGCCGGCCGAUGACGUGCUGUGGGACGAGGAGCACUGGAUCGACGAUAUACCCAUGCGUCCCGUCGGCUCGAGCAAGCGGAUCGAGGCGGAUGACGACGACGAUGCGAUCCAGCCUACCUCGCGACGGCCGCCGUCGCCGCCGCCACAGCCUGAGCGCGAGGCGCCGCGGCGGCCAGCCGCGUCGACGUCGCGCGGUGCGCAGCUGCUGCGGCUGCUGCUGGCCGAUGCGAAGUGGCAGCUGCUCUCGCUGCGGCACCGCCUGCGCCGUGAGCUGCGCUCGUGGCGCGGCCUGCCGGUCGGUGACGACAAGCGCACGAUCGUGCUGAACGAUGCUGCGGCGAACGUGAACGACGACUAUGACAGCAACCAGGUGAUGACGAACAAGUACAAUCUCGUGACGUUUGUGCCGGUGUUUUUGGUGGAGCAGUUUUCGAAGUAUGCGAAUCUGUUCUUCCUGUUCAUCGGGUGUAUCCAGCAGAUUCCGGGCGUGUCGCCGACGAACCGGUGGACGACGCUUGUGCCGCUGGCGAUCGUGCUGCUGAUUGCGGCUGCGAAGGAAAUCUCGGAGGACUGGCAGCGGUACACGGCGGACAUGGAGAUGAAUGCGCACCUCGUGCCUGUGCUCGACGUGAGCAGCGGGACGUGGGUGUCGCGGGCGUGGCGCGAGGUGCGUGUCGGCGACAUUGUGCGGGUGUCGCGGGACGAGUUUUUUCCCGCGGACCUCGUGCUGCUGAGCAGCAGUGAGCCGGAGGGGCUGGCGUAUGUGGAGACGGCGAACCUGGACGGCGAGACGAAUCUCAAGGUGAAGCAGGCGCUGCCACUGACGGCGCCGCUGGUGUCGGCGACGCGCGUUUCGUCGCUGCGUGGCACGCUGUCGUGCGAGGCGCCGAACAACAGCCUGUACACGUUUGAUGGGACGCUGGACGUGCCUGGCCAGGCACCGCGUCCCGUCGGGCCUGAUCAGCUGCUGCUGCGUGGCGCGCAGCUGCGCAAUGCGCCGUGGGUGUAUGGCCUCGUGGUGUUUACGGGCCACGACACCAAGCUGCUGCAGAAUGCGACCAAGACGCCGCUGAAGCGCACGCGGGUGGAAAAGCACGUGAAUGCGCUCAUUCUGUCGCUGUUUGGGCUGCUGAUGGCGCUGUCGCUGAUGUCGAGUAUUGGCGCGCAGGUGUACAUCGGCUCGGCGCCGGCGUACCUGAUGCCGCAGCUCGAUGGCCGCAGCGGCGUGCGCCAGUUUGUCGAGUCGGUGCUGACGUUCAUCAUCCUGUACAACAGCUUAAUUCCCAUUUCGCUGAUUGUGUCGAUGGAUGUGGUCAAGUUGCAGCAGGCGGCGCUGAUCAACUCGGACUUGGACCUGUACUAUGAGCCGCACGACACGCCGGCGCAGUGCCGGCGCUCGAACCUCGUGGAGGAUCUGGGCCAGAUUGACUACAUUUUUUCGGACAAGACGGGCACGCUGACGCGCAACGAGAUGCAGUUCCGGCAGGCCUCGAUCGCGGGCGCCACGUUUGCGGACGUGGUGAGUGAUGCGCCGGCGGCGGAGGAGCGGUUCGCGUGGGCGAGCCUGCCGGACGUGCUGGCGCGGGGCGAUGCGCUGGCGCGUGCGGUGCAUGCGUUUCUGUGUCUGUUGGCGGUGUGCCACACGGUGAUUCCUGAGGCGCGGGGCGAUGGCCGAGUGGUGUUCCAGGCCUCGAGUCCCGAUGAGGCCGCGCUGGUCGCGGGUGCGCAGGCGCUGGGCUACGAGUUUACGACGCGGACGCCGCGCUCGGUGUAUGUGCAGGUGCAGGGGGCGGAGCAGGCGUAUGAGCUGCUGCAGGUGUGUGAGUUUACGUCGGCGCGGAAGCGCAUGUCGACGGUGGUGCGUGAGCCGAGUGGGCGGAUUGUCGUGUACUGCAAGGGUGCGGAUACGGUGAUGCUGCCGCGCCUGUCGCCGGCGUGUGCGCAUGUGGAUGCGACGCUGCAGCAUCUGGAGGCGUAUGCGUCCGAGGGCCUGCGGACGCUGUGUGUGGCGAUGCGGGUGCUGGAUGCGGCGGAGUAUGAGGCGUGGGCGCGGCGGUACGAGCAGGCGGCGGCGCAGCUGGAUGGGCGGCGUGCGGCGCUGGAUGCGGUGGCGGAGGAGCUGGAGCAGGACUUGGAGCUGCUGGGCGCGACGGCGAUUGAGGACAAGCUGCAGGACGGCGUGCCGGAGACGAUUGCGACGCUGCAGACGGCGGGUAUCCGGGUGUGGGUGCUGACGGGGGACCGGCAGGAGACGGCGAUCAACAUUGGGUACUCGUGCCGCCUGAUAUCUGAGUCGAUGAGUCUGCUGAUUGUGAAUGAGGCGACGGCGGCGGACACGGCGUCGGUGAUCCAGCAGCAGCUCGCGACGAUCGAGGCGCAUCCGGACGCGGCGGAGGAGCUCGCGCUGAUUGUCGAGGGGCGCAGUCUGCAGCAUGCGCUGCAGGCGCCGCUGGCCGCGCCGUUUCUGCGCCUGGCGUCGCAGUGCAAGGCGGUCAUGUGCUGCCGAGUGUCGCCGCUGCAAAAGGCGCUGGUGGUCGAGCUCGUGAAGGCGUACACGGACGCGCUGCUGCUGGCGAUUGGCGACGGCGCGAACGAUGUGGGCAUGAUCCAGGCGGCGCAUGUGGGCGUCGGCAUCAGUGGGCACGAGGGGCUGCAGGCGGCGCGGAGUGCGGACGUGUCGAUCAGCCAGUUCCGGUUCCUGCGCAAGCUGCUGCUGGUGCACGGCAACUGGAGCUAUGCGCGGCUGAGCAAGAUGGUGCUGUAUUCGUUCUACAAGACGGUGACGCUGUAUGUGACGCUGUUCUGGUACUCGUUCUACAACGGGUUCUCGGGGCAGACGGCGUACGAGUCGUGGUCGCAGUCGUUCUACAAUGUGGCGUUCACGAUGCUGCCGACGCUCGUGAUCGGCAUCUUUGACCAGUACGUGAGUGCCGUGAUGCUCGAGCGGUAUCCGCAGCUGUACCAUGAGCCGUUCUUCACGGGCCGCGCGAUCGGCGGCUGGAUGGCGAACGCGGUGUACCACUCGAUCACGAACUUCUUUUUCGUGACGUACAUGUUCGAGGCGCAGACGAUCCGGCAUGCGGGGCACACGACGUACCAGUGGCUAUGGGGCACGGCGCUGUACUUCUCCGUGCUCGUGACGGUGCUCGGCAAGGCGGCGCUCGUGUCGAAUGUGUGGACGCGGUACACGCUGCUGGCGAUCCCGGGGUCGCUGGGCCUCACGCUCGUGUUCUUCGUCGUGUUUGCGACGAUAGCGCCGGCGCUCGGCGUGUCGAUGGAGUACUCGUACAUCGUGCCGCGCCUGCUCGGCACGCCGCGCUUCUGGAUCGUGAUUGUGUUUGUGCCUGUCCUGUCCCUGCUACGUGACUUGCUGUGGCGCUUCUGGCAGCGCACGUACCGCCCCAAGUCGUACCACAUCGUGCAGGAGAUGCAAAAGUACCAGCUGCAGGACGUGCAUCCACGCACCGACGCGUUCCGCAAGAACAUCCGCCAGGUGCGCGCCGUGCAGCGCAUGCGCCGCUCGCGGGGCUAUGCGUUCUCGCAGACGGAGCACCACCAGGCGCACCUCGUGCGGCAGUACGACACGACGCAGGCGCGGCCGCAGGGUAUGUAG
This is a messenger RNA of Malassezia restricta, 3777 nucleotides long. Its product is annotated as phospholipid-transporting ATPase. Gene Ontology annotation, biological process: post-Golgi vesicle-mediated transport; phospholipid translocation; endocytic recycling. Gene Ontology annotation, cellular component: plasma membrane. The transcript has a single exon. The coding region runs from base 1 to 3777 and encodes 1258 amino acids. The record is from RefSeq and is a predicted model, not a curated record. NCBI's taxonomy places the organism in Eukaryota, Fungi, Basidiomycota, Malasseziomycetes, Malasseziales, Malasseziaceae. Gene Ontology annotation, molecular function: ATP binding; magnesium ion binding; ATP hydrolysis activity.